AUGACUGAUAUGGUAUUUAGCUCAAGAGUAUGCGAAAAUAUAGAAAAAGGAAAAUAUCCUAGUACGUAUAUUUUUCCACCUGAAAAGGGGAUUGAAACGAGAAGACCUAUAACAGAAUUAAACUUUGCCUCAUUAUAUUCCAGUCUCAUCAUAGCUUAUAAUCUCUCUCCAGAUAAAAUAAUACUAACAUAUGAAGAGGCUGAUAUUGCAGAAAAAAACGGAAACAUUUUACAUAAGAUUGAGUUUCCAUUCAAUAACUGCACCGUCCAAGCUAGAAGUGUAAGACAUGAUAAUAAAUUUGAAAAGAAGAGCUUAUAUCCUGUUAUAUUAGAGGAUUUAUCUAACAAGAGGCUGGAGCUUAAAGCAUGUCUGGCUCCACUAGGAAAGAAAAGGCAACAUCUUGGGAAGAUAAUAAGUUCAGCUAAAAAAAAGCAAAAAGCUUUAAAGGUAUAUAUGAACACUUUUUAUGGGGAGGCAGACAACUCAAAAUCUCCAAUCUUUCUCCGUGAAUUAGCUGGAAGAACUACUUCAGCAGGAAAAUAUAAUCUUAAUCUUGUCACAGAAUUCGUAACAAAGAAAGGGUUUGGGAUAAAAUAUGAUCUUUCUAAAGAAGCGUAUUGGACCAAAAUGGUCAAUAUUACUAUGAUUGUGAUGAAAAGCUUGCGUGAUCAAGUAAAUGCUUAUCUUAGGAUAAAGAAUAGCACAUUUUAUCUUAAGAUGGCAUAUGAAGAGGUAUUAUUUCCCGUUUGCUUCACUGGUAAGAAAAAAUAUUUCGGUAUAUCGCAUGAAGAUGUGGUUAAUUUUAGGCCAAAUGAUCUCUUUAUGAGAGGAAUUGAUACUAUGAAGCAAGAGAAUUUUGACCUCUUCAGGUUUAUCGGAGAAAAGAUUAUGUGGGAGGCAAUGAGUAUUAAUAAUAUACAUUCAAUUCGUAAAAUUGUUGAAGACGCUCUUUGGGAUGCUAGAUUUAAGCAAUGGGAUUUUAAUCAGUUUAUUGCGAUGUCUAAAUGGAAGGCUAAAGGAGGCCUCGCAUGCAAUAAAAUAUUUAUAGAGCGGAUAAAAGAAAGAAUAGCAAAUGGAGAAAAAAAUAUAAAGAUCCCUGACUCUGGCGAACGCUUUAGCUAUAUCAUUAUGAAUAACAGUCCUCGUUAUAAAAAAGAUGGUUCAAAAUCGACAAGAAAGGAUAAUUACAUGGAGUUCGUAAAUAUUGCAAAAGAGUUUAAUAUGGAUAUAGAUAUCAGGUACUAUUUAGAAUAA
Molecule: messenger RNA, 1254 nt
Organism: Funneliformis geosporum
Lineage: Eukaryota; Fungi; Glomeromycota; Glomeromycetes; Glomerales; Glomeraceae
Source: the annotation of a GenBank genome assembly